AUGCCUACCCGCAGUACUGCUGGUUUUACGACAACUGUACCAGACAGACAUUUAAAGAAAAAAUUACAUGAAGCUGGCCUUGGGGAGAAGAAAAUAGCACUAUACAAAAAUGACGAUCCUGACUAUUUCAAAAGAGAAAUAGAAUUAAAUUAUGAAAAGUUAUCUGGAUGCGGAUCAUUCGAUUUGCAUAAGGCAAUUGGCAGAACCAAUUUAGAAAUAAUUAAAGCUCCAAAGAAUGGCUACACUUCAAAUUUCUUAUCGACAUGUUAUUUUGGCCAGGCAAUAAUAUACAUAAAACCUCUUCAGAGGAAUAUAGACACAUUUCCCAUAACCAGCCAAGAGUCUGAUGGAGAAUGUCAUACAGAGAUAUGUUUAGAUUGUGGAGAAGAUGUUCCAAUCAACAAUAUACGGAUGCAUAUUGAAGAGAAGCAUGGGAUCAGAUUACAAAUCAAAAUGUGUUUAUUACUGUGA
Messenger RNA from Lottia gigantea (owl limpet), 471 nucleotides. RefSeq lists its product as hypothetical. The transcript has 4 exons. NCBI's taxonomy places the organism in Eukaryota, Metazoa, Mollusca, Gastropoda, Lottiidae. The record is from RefSeq and is a predicted model, not a curated record. The coding region runs from base 1 to 471 and encodes 156 amino acids.